AUGGAUCGUAAUGGCGGAAACUUCAGCCCAAAGCGGCGCAAGCUCGACUUUAACCCUCUGAGAUCCGAUGAUCGAUACGCCUCCCUGCCGAAUAGGUCCUCACGAACAGGCGCCGGCAAGGCGGCAUCGCGCGAAUCCAAGCCGAAACAGCAAGAGUUCGACACUCCCGAGCCGCUGGUGCCCGAAGAUGACCAGAAUGCACUGGACCGGGAUUGGUAUCUCGGCGACGAGAACGGGCACACUUUUGGCGAUGAGUCGCAUGACCCCUUUGCCUCGUACGACUCGUCAUGGGUCGAGCAGCGACACCGCGAGCAGGACAUGGUGGAGAAGAAGGCUGGACAGAAGCAUCUGAACGCACGACAACUGCAACGGCAGAAGGAUAAUGACGCCUGGGAGACCAACCGCAUGUUGACAUCCGGUGUUGCUCAGCGGAGAUUCGGUGACGACUUUGAGGAUGACGACGAAGGCACAAGAGUCCAUCUUUUGGUGCACGACCUCAAGCCUCCAUUCCUGGAUGGCAGGACAGUGUUCACGAAGCAAUUGGAUCCUGUGCCUGCUGUUCGGGAUUAUCAAAGCGACAUGGCCGUAUACAGUCGAAAGGGCAGCCGUGUUGUUAAGGAACGGAGACAGCAGAGAGAAAGGCAACGCCAAGCACAAGAAGCUACGAAUAUGGCUGGCACAAAUUUGGGCAAUAUCAUGGGAAUCAAGGAGGACGAUGGCGAUAGCGCACUACCAAUCGCUGCAGAGGAUGAAACUGGCAAGACGGGGGGCAACAAAUUCAGCGAACACAUGAAAAAGAGUGAGGGCGCUUCCGACUUCAGCAAAAGCAAGACCCUCAGGGAACAACGAGAAUAUUUGCCUGCUUUUGCAGUGAGGGAAGACCUAAUGAGGGUGAUUUCAGACAACCAAGUCACCAUCGUGGUUGGUGAAACAGGCUCGGGAAAGACGACACAGCUUGCGCAAUUCUUAUACGAAGAUGGGUACGGAAAUCGGGGCAUGAUUGGCUGUACACAACCUCGAAGAGUCGCUGCCAUGAGCGUGGCGAAACGUGUCGCCGAGGAAAUGGAAGUGAAGCUGGGAAGUACGGUGGGAUAUGCAAUCCGUUUCGAGGACUGCACAAGCGAUGAGACCGUCAUCAAAUAUAUGACCGACGGUAUUCUGUUAAGAGAGUCACUCAACGAGCAGGAUCUAGAUCGGUAUUCCUGUGUCAUUAUGGAUGAAGCCCAUGAAAGAGCUCUCAAUACAGACGUAUUGAUGGGUCUUUUCAAGAAAAUCCUGCAACGGCGGACCGAUCUCAAACUCAUCGUCACUUCAGCCACUAUGAAUUCGAAGCGCUUUUCCGAGUUUUUCGGAGGUGCGCCUGAGUUCUUCAUUCCAGGACGGACUUUUCCAGUUGACGUCAUGUUUCACGGAUCAUCAGUUGAGGAUUACGUUGAUGCAGCCGUUCAACAAGCCCUUAGGAUCCAUGUUUCAAUGGCGGCGGGGGAUAUUCUGAUCUUUAUGACUGGCCAGGAAGACAUUGAAUGCACGUGCGAACUACUCCGGGAAAGACUGGAUGCAUUGAAUGAUCCGCCAAAGUUGAGCAUUCUGCCGAUUUACAGUCAAAUGCCGGCAGAUCUGCAAGCAAAAAUCUUUGACCGUGCAGCACCUGGUGUCCGCAAAUGCAUCGUUGCCACCAAUAUUGCGGAAACAAGUCUGACUGUUGAUGGUAUCAUGUAUGUGGUGGAUGCCGGCUACUCGAAACUCAAGGUGUACAACCCCAGGAUGGGUAUGGAUACUUUACAGAUUACACCAAUCUCCCAAGCAAACGCAGGCCAGCGUGCUGGACGUGCCGGAAGAACUGGACCGGGAAAGGCCUUCAGACUAUUCACCGAAAAGGCUUUCAAGGACGAGCUUUACACCGCUACCAUUCCCGAAAUCCAGCGAACGAAUCUGAGCAACACCGUACUGCUGUUGAAAUCUCUCGGAGUGAGGGAUCUUUUGGACUUCCACUUUAUGGACCCUCCACCUCAAGAUGUGAUCACCACAUCGCUGUUCGACCUAUGGGCUCUUGGUGCUUUGGACAAUAUUGGAGAGCUGACCGAUCUGGGUGCGAAGAUGAACGCCUUUCCCAUGGACCCGCCCCUGGCCAAGCUAUUGAUCAUGUCUGAGGAAUAUGGCUGUAGCGAGGAAAUGGUAACCAUUGUCGCCAUGCUCUCCGUUCCCAACGUGUUCUACCGCCCUAAAGAGCGCCAGGAAGAGUCAGAUGCUGCACGUGAGAAGUUCUUCGUUCCCGAGUCAGAUCACUUGACUUACCUUCACGUUUACUCGCAAUGGAGAUCAAAUGGCUAUUCUGACGGCUGGUGCACGCGUCACUUUUUGCAUCCCAAGUCACUCCGCCGAGCCAAGGAGAUCCGCGAUCAGCUUCUUGACAUUAUGAAGAUGCAAAAGAUGGAAAUGAUCUCCUGUGGGACUGACUGGGACGUCAUUCGAAAGUGUAUUUGUUCUGGUUACUACCACCAGGCUGCAAAGGUCAAGGGCAUUGGCGAGUACGUCAACCUGAGAACGUCGGUCACGGUACAAUUACACCCAACGUCAGCAUUAUAUGGACUCGGCUUCCUGCCCGACUAUGUAGUCUAUCACGAGCUUAUUCUCACGAGCAAGGAAUACAUGUCUACUGUCACCUCGGUUGACCCUCAUUGGUUGGCUGAGUUGGGUGGCGUAUUCUAUUCAGUGAAAGAGAAGGGGUACUCGGCAAGAGAGAAACGUAUUACCGAAACAGAGUUCAACAGGAAGAUGGAGAUUGAGGCGCAGAUGGCGGCGGAUAAGCAGAAAGAGCAAGAUCGCCUGCUCGCAGAGCAGCAAACUAGUACGGUCAAGAAAGCCGUCAACGGAACAAAGGAUGAGAAGAAAAUCAAGACAAGUGGUGCAGUCAAGAAGCCAGUUGUGAAGAGAAAGGGCAGAGGUUUUUAA
Molecule: messenger RNA, 2952 nt
Organism: Pestalotiopsis fici W106-1
Lineage: Eukaryota; Fungi; Ascomycota; Sordariomycetes; Amphisphaeriales; Sporocadaceae
Product: Pre-mRNA-splicing factor ATP-dependent RNA helicase prp16
Exons: 1
Coding region: 1-2952 (983 amino acids)
Biological process (GO): mRNA splicing, via spliceosome
Cellular component (GO): intracellular anatomical structure; spliceosomal complex
Molecular function (GO): RNA binding; ATP binding
Source: RefSeq, a predicted model, not a curated record